This is a messenger RNA of Microplitis mediator, 1289 nucleotides long. It is a transcript of the gene Arglu1, whose product is annotated as UPF0430 protein CG31712. Bases 207 to 1019 code for a protein of 270 amino acids. The record is from RefSeq and is a predicted model, not a curated record. Gene Ontology annotation, cellular component: mitochondrion; nucleoplasm. Gene Ontology annotation, molecular function: cadherin binding. NCBI's taxonomy places the organism in Eukaryota, Metazoa, Arthropoda, Insecta, Hymenoptera, Braconidae. The transcript has 6 exons.
AUUAUUAUUAGCAAGAUGGCGAUUGUAGUUGCAUGUGUCAACGUCGACAAGAUUCUACGCUGCAUGUUAUUUUAAUUAAAUAAUUCUAAAUAACUUAUUGAUUAACGUGCCUAUUUAUUAGUAAGAAUUAAUAAAUGAAAGUUUUGUGGUAAAUAAAUUAAGUUCAUUUAUUUUUUUUAAUAGUCGUAAAACAAAAAAGAUAGAAAAUGGGUAGAUCUAGAUCGCGCAGUAAAUCGCCGAGUAGUAGGCGGCGUCAUAAGAGUAAACAUUCGCGAAAACGUUCUAAAUCCCGUGAAAAACGUUCUAACAGCAAAUAUGUAGAAAAAUCAAAAGAACGCAGUUCUAAAACAAGAAAACGUUCACAUUCUUCAUCAACAAGCAGUGAUUCUGAUGGGUCCGAUGAUGUUCACAUUGUCAGCCAUAAAAAACGUUUGUUUAAAGAUAGAGAUAGAAAAAUGGAUGAAGUUGAGCGAUUAGCUGAAAUGGAACGUCAAAGGAAAAAGAAAGAAUUAACGCACAAUACCCUCGCCACAAGCGCAAUCCGGCGACAGCGAGAAACGGAGCAAAAGUUAGUGGAGGAAGAGGCUGCUAAACGUAUUGAAGAGCUUGUCCAAAAAAGGGUAGAAGAAGAACUAGAAAAACGUAAGGAGGAGAUUGAGGCGGAAGUUCAUCGACGAGUAGAAGAGGCUAAAAGAGCCAUUGAACGUCAAAUGAUGGAAGAAAUGGAAUGGCGCCAGGCUAAACUCCGCGAGGAGGAAAAACGAAGAGAGGAGGAAGAGCGGAAAAAACGUGAGGAACUCGAAAGGAUCAUGGAGGAAAACAACAGGAAAAUUGAAGAGGCUCAAAAGAAAUUGGCUGAGGAAAGAUUAGCAAUGGUUGAAGAACAACGACUUAUGGAAGAAGAGCGGCAAAAGAUGAGAAAAGAACAAGAAAAGCGAGUUAAAGAAGAGCAAAAGAAAAUAUUGGGAAAAAAUAAUUCAAGACCUAAGCUUUCUUUUACCUUGAAACCAGUUACGUGAGUUUUAAGAUUAAUUUCGAGUCAUCUUUUUUUGCGCUGUUAGAUAUCCCUUUAGAGUUAUUUUUUACAUAGGUAGUGAUUUGCAAGUUAUAAUCAAGCUGUUUGAUCGAUAAUAUAGACAUCAAAUAAUCUGUUUAUUUGCUGCUUUUGUUCGAUCAAAUUCUUGUUAACAUUUCUUGCAAGUUAUUGACUGUCGUGAAGUUAUCAAAUUCACACAAUCUGUAUAUUAAUAAUGUUAAUUUGUGUAUAUAUUAAACAAUCAGAACGAUAA